AUGCCCCUCUAUGCCAAAAUUUUGAAGGAUAUGUUUACCAAGAAGAACCGGUACAUCCAUAGUGACAGAAUUAUUGUGGAAGGUAACUGUAGUGCUAUGAUUCAACGCAUUCUUCCACCCAAGCACAAAGAUCCUGGAGUUGUCACGAUACCGUGUUCUAUUAGUGAGGUUGUUGUAGGCAAAACUCUCAUAGACUUGGGAGCUAGUAUCAAUUUAAUGCCUCUUUCCAUGUGCCGGCGACUUGGAGAGAUAGAGAUAAUUCCUACACGCAUGACCCUCCAAUUAGUUGACCGCUCCAUUACAAGUCCAUACGGAUUCAUUGAAGAUGUUUUGGUGAAGGUUAAACACCUUAUAUUUCCAGCUGAUUUCAUGGUUAUGGAUAUAGAGGAAGAUCCUGACAUUCCCAUAAUAUUGGGCUGCCCUUUUAUGUCCAUGACCAACUACAUAGUAGAUAUGGGGAAAGGCAAACUAGAAUUGAGCAUGGAGGGUUAG
Glycine soja is the source of this 492-nucleotide messenger RNA. RefSeq lists its product as uncharacterized. Gene Ontology annotation, biological process: proteolysis. Gene Ontology annotation, molecular function: aspartic-type endopeptidase activity. NCBI's taxonomy places the organism in Eukaryota, Viridiplantae, Streptophyta, Magnoliopsida, Fabales, Fabaceae. The transcript has a single exon. Bases 1 to 492 code for a protein of 163 amino acids. The record is from RefSeq and is a predicted model, not a curated record.